AUGGUAUUUUACUUCACCAGCAAUGUUGUUCAACCACCGGUGACACUGUUCAUGGGUUUGGAUAAGUACGAAAACGAAGAUCUUAUUCGAUGGGGCUGGCCGGAAGAUGUGUGGUUCCACGUACAUAAGGUGUCCUCGGCCCACGUGUACCUGCGGCUCGAGCCGGGCCAAACGCUCGACGACAUCCCAUCGACCGUUCUGGAAGACGCCUGUCAGCUGGUCAAAGCGAACAGCAUCAAUGGCAACAAGAUGAACAAUGUCGAUAUCGUGUACACGAUGUGGGACAAUCUCAAGAAAACGGCCGCGAUGGAGGUUGGGCAGGUGGCUUUCCAUCGCGAGAAGGAGGUGCGCAUGUUUCGGGUAGAGAAGCGCAGCAACGAAAUAGUGAACCGUUUGAACAAAACAAAACGCGAAGAAUCGAUCGAUUUCCGGGCGGAGCGUGAAAAGCGGGACGCGCUGGAGCGUGCCGAUAAGAAGCGGAUGGCAAGGGAGCAACGGGAGCAUGAAAAGGAACAAGAAAAGCAACGCCAGGAGGAAGCGGAACUGCGGAGCUACAAUUCGCUGAUGAAGCCGGAAAAUAUGACCUCUAAUUAUGACGCUGGUAACGAUUCGGACGAGUUUAUGUAG
Molecule: messenger RNA, 627 nt
Organism: Anopheles marshallii
Lineage: Eukaryota; Metazoa; Arthropoda; Insecta; Diptera; Culicidae
Product: coiled-coil domain-containing protein 25
Exons: 2
Coding region: 1-627 (208 amino acids)
Source: RefSeq, a predicted model, not a curated record